AUGGAACCUGUUGACCCGCCGGUGUACUUUGAGCUGGGCUGGGCGAUUCUGAGCACCAUUGGUCUCGUCAACUUCUUCUAUGGCCUGAUGGUUCUGGGGAUUAUUGGUUUCGCGCCUGUGUGCUUGGUACCUAUUAUUGUGUCUGGCUGUGGAGCUUUGGCAAGCGGUUUGUGCUAUGUUGCGUUUUAUGGCGACUAUUCGACUACGAGCAGAGUCGUUGCAUCUGCCUUUGCUGAUAUGGCAUGGCUGAUACAAGAGGCUGGUCUGUCUUUCUACAGCUACAUUAUCCUUACACGAGUCCUGCAAGGGUACCGUCGAACCAUCUUCAUGGCGAUUUUCUGGACAAUGAUUGUCAUUGUCGCGGCGAGUAAGCUCUCGAUUCUUGCUUGUCGAGUACGAUAUAUCCUGGGAGACAUGCAAUCAGAGAGUCUACCGCGAAUAAUAGCCCGUCUUCAUACAGGUUACUUUAUUGGCAUUGCCACCGUCGAGUGCGUCAGUGCUUUCUUCUUACUGAAUCAGCUUGGUUCUGCGAGGAAGACGUCCAAGGCGGCUGAGUUGCAGGGCAAGAAUAUUUUCGGGUAUCUCAUGCGCAGCACGGAAUUGCGCUUGACCCUGUUGGCCUUUGUUGGAGUUUUGCGCACAAUUACAUACAACUUUCAAGAUACGGCUCAAAGCGCGGCAUCCCCGAUGAAUCAGUUGGAUCGAUUUGCGGCCACGCUGGAGAUAAUGUUUCCCGUCAUGAUGUACAUUGAUGUUCUUGCGUCGAGGCUGGUCUUUGCAAAGACGUCGGACAGUCGGAGGAAUUACACAAUGUCCAUGGGUUUGGCGAAUUGCCAGCCGUUCAAUGGACCAUAUGGCAUUGACAUCGAGAGAAACAGGUGUAGCAUUGCUCAUAUUGAGCACCAUGAUAAGCAGGGAGCAACAAUCCUAAGUAGUCAGAAGAGGCAGGAUGCCAUGUACGAAUCUUUUACAUGCCCGACUUUGCCCACGGCUACACUUGUACCGCACCCCAGAAAUCGGUCUUCGGGCAGCCUGAUAGAAAUAGUGGAUGCCAAGAUCUCGGAAAGAUAG
Messenger RNA from Pochonia chlamydosporia 170, 1071 nucleotides. RefSeq lists its product as hypothetical. The record is from RefSeq and is a predicted model, not a curated record. The coding region runs from base 1 to 1071 and encodes 356 amino acids. NCBI's taxonomy places the organism in Eukaryota, Fungi, Ascomycota, Sordariomycetes, Hypocreales, Clavicipitaceae. The transcript has 3 exons.